Molecule: messenger RNA, 2010 nt
Organism: Callorhinchus milii (elephant shark)
Lineage: Eukaryota; Metazoa; Chordata; Chondrichthyes; Chimaeriformes; Callorhinchidae
Product: probable G-protein coupled receptor 148
Exons: 2
Coding region: 388-1446 (352 amino acids)
Biological process (GO): G protein-coupled receptor signaling pathway
Cellular component (GO): membrane
Molecular function (GO): G protein-coupled receptor activity
Source: RefSeq, a predicted model, not a curated record
GAGUUCACCAAAAGAGUUGACACUGUGACAAGGGGGAGAUGUGUUUGGUACAACACAAUAAUGCAGAGUAUAAAGAUGGAUUGGAAGACUACAUAGUCUGUUCCCAUGAUGUAGUCUGAAGCUUGGUAUUGGUCAGCAGAUGUGCUUUAGAGUUUGGGAAGAAUGAACAAGGAGCAAGUAUUGACGGACCUAUAACUGAAUCAUUUGGAAAACCUAUCAUCACAGAUGACUGCAGUUUGCUUUCGUGACUCAAGUCCACGACAUUAACUGGAGUGAUUGUAAACUGUGCAGAAGAUAAUUUUAAUAAUAACAGGGAUUUAGAUUGCAUCAAUUUCGAAGGCAAAUGUUGACUCUAACCAGCGUCUGUUUCACUUGACCAGCAGUAGGAUGAUACUUCGGCGAAUUGGUGUGCCGCACGUAACAGAAAGCAUAUCUACUUUAUCAGGGGAUAUUGUGAUUUCAAAUGCGGACAGUAAUGACUGUGAUGACGCCAUUGAAGACUUGUCUGACUGGCAUCUAGAGUUUUUGCUCAUUUCUGUAGCUGUGUGCCUCAUUGGUGCAUUAUUAGUCAACCCCUUGAUAAUUUUCAUCAUUUUGUUGAAGAAUAAAUUUCGGCAGGAGACAAGAUAUCUGCUCCUAGCCAACCUCAUGCUUUCAGAUCUUGUUUUCCUAUGCUUGAAUUCUUGUGUGUCUAUUAGCAAUGGAGCUCACUGGCAUAUGCCAAUGUUGCUUUGUGACUUCUUCAUUGCAGCUCUAACCAUAUGUUAUUGUAGUGCUAUCCUCACCAUCACACUCAUGGCUAUUGAUACCUUCCUGGCUGUUAGCUUGCCUCUUCGUUACAUUUCACUCAUGCCCCCUUCAAGGACCAUAAAACUUUUGAUUGUUAUUUGGGUGGUUGCCUCGGUUUAUCCAAUCUUUCUCCUAGUAGUAAUCCUGGUGGUUGAAUCCUACCCUGAGAUGAACCAUCAAUCAUGCCUCCUGCCUCUAGCCCUGGAUUCGAAAACCCUUGGCAAUGGGUUGGUAAUAAGCAUUCACAUCUUCCUGGUAAGUGGUGCUUUGGUGUGUUUAGCAGUGAUAAUCUAUUGUUAUGUCAUGCUCUACUAUAACACAAAGAGAUCGGGGAUUUGGGACAACCUGUACUCCAGGGCGCGAGUAACAUUGUUGAUUCACACUACUUUGUUCUUUCUCUACUUUGCACCUGGUUUAUUUUUUGCCAUUGAGUUAAUGAUCAACAAGAAAAACAGACUUGAUGACCGUACAAGAGUAUGGCUGAGCUCUGUUAACAGUGAAGUCUUCAUGAUGCUGCCACGGAUGUUAUGCCCUUACUUGUAUGGGCUGAGAUACAGAGACAUAGCAAAGAGAAUCAAGAGGUCAUUCUUGGUAAAACAACAUAGUGUGCGUUCAAUGAACGCAUGGUACAUUUCAGGCCAUGGGGAUUCUCAAUAGAGCUGAUCAUUAAGCUAUCCCCUCAUCGUAUGGCUGACCCGAAGUUUGGAACAGCCUUGAAGAUCUGUUUGAGGACUUCAGGUGGAAAGAUUAUUGCCCAAACCUGCUUGAGUUUUUUUCGGUUGUCAAGAUGAUAUGUCCGUUUCCUUUUUUUUGUUUAUAUACAGUAUACGUCAACUAUUUUUCUUGCAAAGUUAGAUAGUGCUGUAUCUCCGCCACUCCACGUGCAAAGGAUAUUUCCUGUCGCCUCUGUCUCGCUGUUGUAAUCGCUAUGAGUUGGGUAGUCAUUACAAUGGUUUUAAAUGGGAACUAAUGGGAAAGCUGAGAGACCUAUGCACUCCUAUUCCCUUUUCAUGUAGGAAGAGGCGUUGGCAGUUGUCUCUGUUGCCAAUUGGGUGAUGGGACUUCCUAGUUACCUCUUGUUGAAGAGUGCCAGUACUUAGGUUAAUUCCCUGCGUAUGUGACUGGUUGUAAAGUUGAUCAUGCAUUUGAUGUCUCGUUUGAUUCUUGCGCUUGGAUGACUGUACUGUUUGUGAAAGGUUUAAAUAAAAAGCUUUUGAAGAA